AAGCAGUCCCUAGGUGAGCCCUUCUUCCUUCAGGCCCCCGGCUUGGGGUGCCCGCCUUCCCUAUGGCUGGACACCUGGCUUCAGACUUCGCCUUCUCACCUCCACCUGGUGGGGGUGAUGGGUCGGGAGGGCUGGAGCCAGGCUGGGUGGACCCUCGGACUUGGAUAAGCUUCCAAGGGCCUCCAGGUGGGCCUGGAAUCGGGCCAGGGGUUGGGCCAGGCUCAGAGAUGUUGGGGAUCUCCCCUUGUCCCCCGCCAUAUGAAUUCUGUGGAGGGAUGGCAUACUGUGGACCUCAGGUUGGACUGGGCCUAGUGCCCCAAGUUGGCCUGGAGACUUCGCAGCCUGAGGAUCAGGCAGGAGCAGGAGCGGAGAGCAACUCGGAGGGGGCCUCCCCUGAGCCCGGCACUGUCCGCCCCGGUGCCGUGAAGUUGGAGAAGGUGGAACCAAGUCCCGAGGAGUCCCAGGAAAUGAAAGAUCUGCAGAAGGAGCUAGAGCAGUUUGCCAAGGUGCUGAAGCAGAAGAGGAUCACCUUGGGGUACACCCAGGCCGACGUGGGGCUCACCCUGGGUGUUCUCUUUGGAAAGGUGUUCAGCCAGACCACCAUCUGCCGCUUUGAAGCACUGCAACUCAGCUUCAAGAACAUGUGUAAGCUGCGCCCCCUGCUGGAGAAGUGGGUAGAGGAAGCCGACAACAACGAGAACCUUCAGGAGAUAUGCAAAGCUGAGACCCUGGUGCAGGCUCGAAAGAGAAAGCGGACGAGCAUUGAGAACCGCGUGAGGGGGAACCUAGAGAGCAUGUUUCUGCAGUGCCCGAAGCCCACCCUUCAGCAGAUAAGCAUUAUCGCCAAGCAGCUCGGCCUGGAGAAGGAUGUGGUCCGAGUGUGGUUCUGUAACCGUCGCCAGAAGGGCAAACGAUCAAGCGCUGAUUAUUCCCAACGAGAAGAGUAUGAGGCUGCCGGGUCCCCUUUCCCAGGGGGGCCUGUAUCUUUUCCUCUACCCCCAGGGCCCCAUUUUGGUGCCCCAAGCUAUGGGAGCCCCCACUUUACCACACUCUACUCUCCAGUCCCGUUUCCUGAGGGCGAGGCCUUUCCUACUGUUCCCGUCGCUGCUCUGGGCUCUCCCAUGCAUUCAAACUGAGGCGCCAGCCCUGCCUGGGGAUGAGGUGAGCUGAGGCCAGGGGGAGAGAGGUAGAUAGGACCUGUAGCCGCCACAGCUUUGGGGUGAAGCUCCUUUGCUGAGGAGGGAUCGCAGGCACAAAAAGGGUGGGGAAGAUGAA
Molecule: messenger RNA, 1275 nt
Organism: Myodes glareolus (Bank vole)
Lineage: Eukaryota; Metazoa; Chordata; Mammalia; Rodentia; Cricetidae
Source: RefSeq, a predicted model, not a curated record